Strongylus vulgaris is the source of this 593-nucleotide messenger RNA. Lineage: Eukaryota; Metazoa; Nematoda; Chromadorea; Rhabditida; Strongylidae. The record is from the annotation of a GenBank genome assembly.
AUGGACGAUGAGAGUAGAAAAGUUCCUGACGUGGUUCAAUUCCAAGGUAAUCAAACUCUCUGCGGUAUAGGAGGAAAUUUGGAUAAUAACUAUAAAAACGAUGUUGUGUAUAGAAACGGUACAGUGUUCCAAAUUACUAAUAAUCCUGUAAAAUACGAUGCAGCAUUUAAUCACGCGGAAGAUUCAUGGAUCACCACGAAUUUCCUGGAACUUCGACCAAACGCACCGGCUUGUGUUACCGGAGAACAAGCCAGUAAUUUGACAAACUGUGAUUCACAAAAUGCUGCUACUGUAUGUGCUCCAAUACAGGCUGCAAUGUCUGAAGAUGGCCCAUUUUCAGAUUGUUAUGUUCUUGGAAACGACACGAUACAAGCAAUGUAUGAUAACUGCGUUUAUGAUGUCUGCCAUGCUCCGGAACAAAAAUGCAAUGUGCUACAGAUGUUUGCGAGAACCUGCCAAGCAGCUCUUGAUCGUCUUGUCCAGCCACCUGCGCUGAUUCGAGUGCUCCUGACUUUUGCGAUCUACGUAAGAAUUUGUUACAAAAUUAUCAUAGCUCUUAGACUCACUUAUACAGCUUUUAGCAUGUUCUGAGG